Molecule: messenger RNA, 408 nt
Organism: Scutellospora calospora
Lineage: Eukaryota; Fungi; Glomeromycota; Glomeromycetes; Diversisporales; Gigasporaceae
Source: the annotation of a GenBank genome assembly
GCUCCUAAUAAUACUUAUGGUAAUGACUAUGGCUUGAUUGGUGCAGAUUUUAGUAAUUCAACCAUUCCUCUAGACAUACGUUUAUCAUUUUAUGGAUUUGCUCAAUACACUAAGUUCAUUCGCCCAGGAUAUCAAAUCAUUUCUUCUGAUGAUUGUGAUACUCUUGCCGCACAAGAUGCUAGCAAAAAAACGCUUGUUCUAGUUUGCACAAAUAAUAAUAAUGCAUCAGACGCUUGGAAUAUAAAUGUUUCUAAGUUUAAUAUCAGUUCAUUUAAAGCCUACCGUACAUCUAAUGACAAUGAAACACUUAAGUUACUACCAAAUACGUGGAAUAUUACUGAUGGUAUUUUAACUUAUGAAAGUCCAGCUAAUUCUAUUACUACUUGGGUUUUUAAUAUAACUCAAUAG